AUGACCAUGGUUCCUUCUCAAACCAACAAAACUAAUGGUGAUUAUGCUUUCUACAACAAUACAACAAGUGAUAUGAGCCACUUUCAAUUUGUUCAAGAUUACAGCAACUACGAUAAUCAUUGUUUAAGAUCUGAAUUUUUGUUCAACCACAUGGCUGAACAAGAGGAAUCCUUUUCAAGACUCGAACCCGAACCCGAACCCGAACCUGAAACUAUUUCUACCUCAAAGGAAAACGAAGAACAAGAAAGAGAAUCAAACAACAAUAACUCCAACAACUGGCUUCAAUUAAGUAUAGGUAACCCCGUCGUGACUACAACUACUACAAAACACGACGCUGAUCACACUCAAGCUCCAGCAAAUUUGCUGGAGCUUGAGUUGUUACCAACAAAUUGGACUUCAUCAGAGCAACCUUCUAUCAGAGGUUGCUCUACGUUUUUCGAUCAAACAACUCCGUCUUCUUCUUCAUCAUCCGUGUCCAUAUCCAUGUCGAUGCCAGCCGGUCCAACAUAUAGUCAUCAUCAUCAACAACAUCUAGUUCCACAUAACUGGUCAUUUGGUCCAUUACUACCGCAUUCUAUGGCAAUUAUGGCUUCUUCUUUUUCUUCGUCGCAAUCUUGUUCAUCUUUAAGACCUAACUAUUAUCCUCAAUAUCAUCAUGCAUCACCUUUUCAUUUUCCUUCAUCUUCUUCAUCUGGAUUUGAUCAACUUGAUAUUGCUGGACCUAGUUCGUCAUCUCAUCUCACUUUUCGCGUCGUCGAUCCUCCUCGCCGACCUCAUUCCGGAAUAUGGUUCAUGCUACAAGCCUCACAAAAUCAAGUGAAACAACCAUUUUUGCCUCAAAUACCUAAGAACUAUCUUAGAAUCAAAGAUGGAAGAAUGACAGUUAGGUUGCUCAUGAAGUAUCUGGUUAACAAACUCAAAUUGGAGAGCGAAUCAGAGAUAGAGAUAACAUGCAAAGGACAACAACUUUUACCUUUCUUGACGUUGCAACAUGUGAGGGAUAAUAUUUGGACACCAAGAGACACAACAACAACAACAACACCUUUGCUUUCAGAUUCCUCAACAACAGAUCAUGUAAUGGUGCUUCAUUACUCUAGAAGCACUUCUUGA
Lathyrus sativus (Indian pea) is the source of this 1110-nucleotide messenger RNA. Lineage: Eukaryota; Viridiplantae; Streptophyta; Magnoliopsida; Fabales; Fabaceae. The record is from the annotation of a GenBank genome assembly.